This is a messenger RNA of Notolabrus celidotus (New Zealand spotty), 6265 nucleotides long. RefSeq names its product probable G-protein coupled receptor 21. The record is from RefSeq and is a predicted model, not a curated record. Gene Ontology annotation, cellular component: membrane. Gene Ontology annotation, molecular function: G protein-coupled receptor activity. Bases 940 to 2172 code for a protein of 410 amino acids. The transcript has a single exon. Gene Ontology annotation, biological process: G protein-coupled receptor signaling pathway. NCBI's taxonomy places the organism in Eukaryota, Metazoa, Chordata, Actinopteri, Labriformes, Labridae.
GAGAGAGAAAGAGAGAAAGAGAGAGAGCGGAAGAGAGACAGUAAAGGAGGAUAAAAGAACACAGGGGGUUCUCCCAGCAUCGGUAUGCCUGCCUACCUCAUUUCCACUCCAGACAUAGCCGCUCCUGCUCCUCUGGAUAGAAACAACAGCUGAGGUGUGUGUGUGUGGGGGUGUGUGUGUUUUAAGUACCAGUGACCCUGCGCUCUGCCUACAUCCUCUCAGCUCACAGCAGUCUGCUGCGAUCUUACUGGGAAGGACCAGACAGAAAGUGAAGCUGACAAGAGAGGUUGUUAAAGGAGAGGCAAGAAACAAGAGGAGAACGAAGAGUAAACGGCUUGAGGACAGAAAUAAUCAAAGGAAAGACUCCUAACGUGUCCUCUGAAUUCAGCACGUUUCACUAUUUUGUCUUUUCACUGGAACCUGCGUCUGACUCUGUGGACUAGAGACAGAUAAGAACGAGCCUGAAUCUGCGCCUUCUGCAGCUGCAGCAGAUGUUGAAGGCAUCCCUGACUUUAUAGGGAGCAAAGGUAUUUCAAGCGUAGAUUUGACUUGAAGUCUUUGAAACACGGUCACGUUUCUUGCUCUUUUUUUUGUUCCUUCAGCUGGGAAGUUUGUUUUACUGGAAAAAGACAGACGAUAAGGAAUACACUCAUUCAAGUUUUUUAUCUGUAGUCAUCGUGGGGGGUUUAUAUCUUUGUGUAAACCCACAACAGCCUGCAUUGAGGACAAACUGAGGGGACUUUCUUUGUGCUGUCCAUCCCUCCUGCAUUCGAGAUGGAAGAUGACAGCAGCCUCAUCCUGGAACCACAGCAUGGAGCGCUGUGUUUGAACUGAAACUGUACAGCUCCUCUCAGAACCAGCCAGCUACCCGUCAAAACACUGGUUUCUUUGGCUCAUCGUACCCUUGAAGGGCCCCUUCGACAGGUUUUCCUGCCCAAGAUGAUGAAUUCCGCCCUGGAUUUUCUGAACGAGAGCUCGGAUGACCCUUCAAACUUAUCUGCUCCCUUCUGCCUGCUUGAGAUAGGCUACUCCCAGCCCUUCUCAACCUGCCUCCUCGAAGUCUCCGUCAUUCUCCUCCUCACUGUUCUGAUUAUUUCCGGCAACCUGGUGGUAAUUUUUGUGUUCCACUGUGCCCCUUUGCUAAGCCAGCACACCACCAGUGCUUUCAUUCAGACUAUGGCGUAUGCUGAUCUGCUGGUGGGGGUCAGCUGCCUAAUCCCAUCCAUGUCCCUGCUUAAUCAUCUUGAGGACCUGGACCCUAAACUCACCUGCCAGGUGUUUGGGUACAUGGUGUCUGUUUUAAAGUCAGUUUCAAUGGUGUCGUUAGCAUGUGUCAGUGUGGAUCGCUACGUCGCCAUCACCCGACCUCUGACUUAUGCGUCUCUGGUAACACCCUGUCGGGUGCGCUUCUGCAUUGUUCUAAUCUGGCUCUACUCUGCUCUGGUGUUUCUCCCAUCAUUCCUUGGUUGGGGAAAACCAGGUUAUCAUGGCGAUGUGGUGGAAUGGUGCGCAGUGGAGUGGAGGACUCGUCCAGCUUUCACAACCUUUAUCGUUGCACUGCUCUACGCCCCCGCUGCUCUCACCGUCUGCUUCACUUACGCCAACAUCUUCAAGAUCUGUCGGCAGCACACCCGGGAAAUCAGCGAGCGCCACGCACGCUACCGACCCCAACAGCUGCAGGGCCAAGGGCUGACAGCGGGAACUGUGGUCAAGGACAACAAUCCAAAAGAAAAAGGACAAUUACCCCACCUGUCCCAUCCACAAAAAUCCCAACAGCAGUACCAGCAGCCCCCAUCAGCAUACCCAGACAAGCGUUACGCCAUGGUACUGUUCCGUAUCACAAGUGUGUUCUACAUCCUCUGGCUGCCCUACAUCCUCUACUUUCUUUUAGAGAGUGCAGAGAUCUACCAAAACCCUACAGCCUCAUUUCUCACCACAUGGCUGGCCAUCAGCAACAGCUUCUGUAACUGUCUCAUCUACAGCCUUUCCAACUCUGCCUUCAGGAAGGGCCUCAAACGCCUCUGCUCCUUCUGUUUACAGCGCGGCGGCACCAGCUUCGGGGUUAGGCACACCAAAAAAGCUUUCAUUGGCUCUGUUGAAAAAGGAUGCUUGGGGCCGGGGUAUGGAUACGGUCACGGUCAAAUAGGGAUUGGCACGACAUGUCAUGUGUGAGGCACAUAAAGACCAAACCCCGGUUUGAACUUUAAAAUAUGCCUGAUUUGAUUGCUGUAAAACGCCUCCUCUUUUAGGCUUAAACGCUCUUUAAAGAGACAGGCGGAGGCGUUGAUCUGCCACUGCUGUUUCUGUCGCUUUUAGAGGUUACACAGGCGUCCUCUCUGCACACGGCACAGCUGGCAGAGACAGGGAAAGCAAUGAAGAAGGAAACGGUUCAAAAUAGAACUACAAGGUGUUUUAAAAUGGCAAAGGAAACACAGUAGUCUGUGCUGUGUAUGGACAGGUCUGCUACUGGACAGGACAUGAGAGGCAAGUGUGUCCCAUCAUCUCUGCAGAGGUGGAAGCUUUUGACUUUGAACAUUUUUAUCCUUUAGAUUUCUUCUAUUGGAAGUGAGUCCUUAACUUAUUUUGCCAAAACAACAACAUGUGACAGAAGUGUUUGAAAAAAAGCUGUAUGUGAACAGUGUUUGACUGGAUUAUCGGCUCAUUCUGACUGAAUGCAAAAAAAGAAGAGAUGAAUUCAAACAGAACACUCGCCUGCUGGUUGUGAAGCACUGAGGUGAUCUGCUCUGUCCAUGUUUUCACAUGCUCUUACCCUUCAGUAUCACUUUAACUGAUGCAACAUUGUGUAUCAUGUAUGUUUUUCCUUGUGUUGAUUGAAAUCAGUGAGUCAAAAAGGAGUAGUAAGAAAUGAUGUAUGUCUUUGCUCAACAUCAAGACGUCUACCCGUAAACUUUAGCUAUUUAUUGAUGUUGUACUAAACAAAAUAUUAUACCUUCAUCUGAGUUAUUGGUUCACAUAUUGAGCCUGCUUUUUGUAAUGUAUGAUGAACUGCUACCCAGCUUUGCUGUACGACUGUUACUCCGAAGAGCUCUUAUCAUGUUCAUUCUCAAACAAUCUUUGUUGCACUUUUGUCAUUUCAUAACACAGUCUUUCAUAACUGUGUUCAAGGUGAAACAAGACCAAGAAAGGAUGUAUUUUCACACUUAUUGUUCACUGAUUUUGGUACAUUUUUGGGGCCAAUUUUUUAUAAAGACAUUUGAUUGAUGGUAAAAAAAGAACCUUUGGCAUCAGCUGAGAGGGAAAUUGUAACGAGAAGUGCUAAAUGGGCAAAAUUGGGUUUUGUAUCAAACAAUGACCCUGUUACAAAUCUGGAAGUUGUCUGUAUUGUGACUACAUUUGGAGACUUGUACAUGCUCAAACACACACAUAGCAACACAGGAGGAUAUAUGUAAACUAACCAGACAAAAAGCCCAUUCACUCUGGCAGCAGGCUAACCUCUGUGCUGCUCCGUGAAGAGGGGUCUGACCUCUCACCUCCAUGUGUAUGUGUGGGUCUGUGUGCAUGCAUGUGUCUGUGAAAAGUCUGUUUCCGUCAUCUUGUUGCCAUGUGUAGUUCUGCGGGUUGUUUUCACUCCAAACAUGAUACUUCAUACAAACUGAUGGAGACCAAUAACAAGCUGAAUUGAAUCCAAAUGUACAUACUGAUUCCUAAGCUUGUAGUGUGUGAAAAAACAACCCUGUCUAGAACCAUGAAGGCUUGUCCCACAGCUUCUUUAGGUGCAGAUAAUCUAGCUUUAUACACUUAAUCUAAUCUACCAAAGAAAGUUCCACAGAUAAUCUUGGUUAAGAAUUUUUCUAGACAUGUUAAAUUGAAAGAUUUAGAAAAAGUUAAGUGCGUUUCACACAAAAUUUGUGUAAGUUCACUGCACUGUGUUGGCUCAGUGAUGCCUUAUGUGCAUGAUUCCGACUGUUCUCAGUAUAUGUUGCCUUGUUAAAUCAUUGAAAAAGGACUGUUGGGAAAUUAUUUUCCUCUAACAUUUAGAGAGGGCUCAAAUCACAGGCGUGUGACUGUUUUUAGGGGGAACGACACAGACUGGAAAAUGUACAGUAUCUAUGUGUAGAGAUGAACAUGUAUAUUUGCCAGCCUUGAUUCCACAACAUUCUAUUAUCAAAUGUGACUGUUCAGUCAGCUGCUCCUUAGAUAUUUUUCAAUCAUCGUUCCUUACUUCUAAAAAAAAAACAAAAAAACAAGCGCAAAGAAAUGACUCAAAACUGUUACUUUUCUUUCUGCAUGCAUUGUUGAUGAGUGCUGAAGUGUGUAUGAGUGUGUUCUCAUAUGUGAGGAUUUGACCACUGGCUGAAUUGGACUGUUUACAGUGUUCUAGUAGGGUGCUAACAUAGUUAUCCCCUGUCAUGGCUUUAUUAGCGGCACAUCACUUCCCUUCAGAAAUACUGUAUUUUGUGAGUGUAUGUGAGUAUGACGUGCACUGGUGGUAGUUAGAUGAAACUGCUGUCUUUAGAUAUUUUGGCUGUUAUCUGUGAAGCAUUGCCAAAUAUUAUCCUGUUUCCUAUUUAUACAUACUUUUGGUCAGAAAUGGCGUGUACAGUUAUGCCGUGUACAGAAAUGGCAUAUUGAAUGUCUGAUUGUCAAACAACAGAUCUUUAUUUUUGUAAAAUUACUUUCUGUUUACUCACUUAUGAAGUGAUAAAUGUUGGAGAUUUUUUUCUGAACGUUUAAAGCACGCUUGCUAUUUGAAAGUAUUGAAGCUGUGUCUUAAUGAAGAUAUACUGUAUUUUACUUGGACAGUUCACCACUAUUAUUUCCCACAGUAGUUAAUGGUACAAUUUCUCAGACAUGUUUUGGAUUGAGGGCAAAGUGUCCUCCACAACGUGAUCACUUUAGCAUCCACACACACACACACACAUUCCAUUUUUCCUAUGGGAAAAUAAUCGGCUCUCAUGGUCUCAGGGGAACGACACUCCGGAGGUGGUUGCGUGGUAGAACAGUGCCAUGUUGGGUAGGAUAAGAGGAAGAAUGAGGGACUCUGGGCCUGCUUAAGAAAGACAUAAAAUGCAGCCUUCUGCACUAAUAAGAUGUUGUUGGGGUACAAUCAUUCCUAAAUCAUUCUACAAGAACAAUUUAUUUGUAACAAUCAGCAUUGAUGAAAAGACAAUCUUCAGAUAGUGGUUUCCAGGUGUGAAAAUGUAAAUGAAAUAUGCAAAAGGUGCAAAACAAGAAGAUUAAAGUGGUUCCUCUCUUUCAUAGCUUUUGGCUGUUAAGUGUUUCCUUCUGUUACACACCUGCACUUUUUUUUCAUUACAUUCCUUUUACAAUAUCCCCGACACAUUACAGAGAGUGGCUGCUGCUUUCUCAUCUCAUCAGGCUUUUCAUGCAAACAGCUUAAAGUGUAUCGCUAUUUUCAGAAUCAGACUUCCCAGAUGUUAAAAGCACAGUUCUUAUGUGUUUUAAAUAUUUAUGAGGCUUGAGCUAUUGGGUAGAUAAAGAUGUAAAAGCUGUGUCUGUAAAAACAUGAAUUUCAUUGUUGUUUUUUAAAACAUUGAAUGAAAUGAACGUUGAGGCACGUGUGUGAACCUUGCUUUCUCAGUUCAAGGAAAAAGUAAUUGAUAGCAUCAAAAACACACCGACUAAAUAAUGGUCUGCUAUUGUAUCGUAGAGAAGAGAUUGUACAGUUCUGCACAGCCACACAUAGUGCACUUUAACACACAUCCACCCACCCACCCACCCAGUGGUAUUUCCUUAUCCGUCUUUUAAUCGGUAUUUGGUUUUCUUCUUUGUUUUCAAAAGUCUGUAAAUAGGCCACACCAAACCCCCACUAAUGGCUGACUCAUGACCCAGCUGGUCUGAGGGGCAGAUUAUUCUCCCAUCAAGAUCAGACUGACUGCUGUAACAGCUCGUUCUGAAACGUCCCAAUAGACACGCUGCACAUGUUUUUGUCCACAAUAAAUGCUGAAAACGAACAAUGGCUUUUUUUAUUUUUUCUUUAAAGAUUGAGAAAAUGAAGCCGUUAAAGUCUUAGAUCACAACAACCACCAGUGUUAUAUGUCAAACAUCAGGGUUGUUGAAAAUGUGCUGAUGAAGUUUUGUAGCAUAUAUGCUUUUGUAAUGGAGAAGUUUGGGAUGAUGGAAAAAGUCAAACAUGUUUAAUUUUGUUAUCAUGAAAGUGGCUACCUGUGACAAAUGAGAUAUUUUCAUUACAUGAUGCUUUGUAGGUGUGAGGCCUAUAUGGUGUUAUAAAAUGUACAUGUUGUGUAUUCGUAUUGGGCAAAUAAAUGUGACGUUAUUUCAA